GAACCUGAAUCGAGUGAGACAGCAGGUAACUCUAGGAUGUAACAAACCAGUUGAUAUUUUGCCCAGAACUUAAAAGCUGCUCAAGCCAACAAAACUCUCUUCAAAUGGCCACUGAAAAAGUGCAGCAACUCAACGGAAAUCCAGAGGCGUCAAAAGGGGUCGGAAAAGUUCGCAUAUGUGUUAUUGGAGCAGGUCCUUCAGGGCUGAUGACCUUGAGAGCAUUGCAGAGUCUAGAUGUGAACAAGUUUGAAAUCAUCUGUUAUGAAAGGCAUUCGGAAAUUGGAGGCAUAUGGAACUUCCGGGCGGUCGAAGGACUUGAUGAAGAUGGCAUGGAACCUCAUUCUGCUGCUUACCAUGAAUUAAAAGUGAACUCGUCCAAGUGGCUUGAAGAGUGUCCCGAAUUCCCCUUCGAAGAAAGAGUCGAAGAUUACCCUACAUGGCAAAACAACUUAGCUUAUCUGAACAAAUUCACAAAUCACUUCGGUCUACGAGACGUUCGAAGAUGGUGCCACUGAUUGUUACGAUGUCAUAAUCUACUGUACUGGUUAUUUGGAUGACUUUCCUUUUUUGGAAGACAGUCUGCAGACGGUGAGAAGGCGUAAAUUGGCAGUGGAGUUGUACAAACAAGUCGUGCAUCCGAAAUGCCCGAGGCUAAUGUUUAUUGGCAUGUCAACAAUUCUGUAUAGCUUCUCAAUCUACUGGGUUCAAGGUCACUUAUGCGCAAAACUUAUAAACGGUGAUUUUUCCCUGCCUGGUCCCACAGAAAUGGAAGAAGAGAUUGAACAAUUUGUAGAAGCAGAUAGCAAACUGAAGGGUUUGCAAGACGUAAUCAACUUUCAAAGUGAGCGAAUUAUAGCCCUUGGCGAACUGGUUGGCAAGAAAGACUUGGACAGACGGCACAUUGUUCAAGCGUGGACGAGAGAUAGACAGAACGAUAUUCUGAACUAUCGGGAGAAUUGCACUACGGCCGAAGCAGCGGCGAAAAAAUUACGAGGUCUAUUUUGAAAACAACUCACAAAAAAUUAAACAUGCUUUUGGGGUUCCGUGCAAGCAUCCAAAAAACCAAAAAAA
Symsagittifera roscoffensis is the source of this 1071-nucleotide messenger RNA. Its product is annotated as trimethylamine monooxygenase-like. The record is from RefSeq and is a predicted model, not a curated record. Gene Ontology annotation, molecular function: N,N-dimethylaniline monooxygenase activity; NADP binding; flavin adenine dinucleotide binding. Lineage: Eukaryota; Metazoa; Xenacoelomorpha; Acoela; Convolutidae.